Molecule: messenger RNA, 5888 nt
Organism: Blastomyces gilchristii SLH14081
Lineage: Eukaryota; Fungi; Ascomycota; Eurotiomycetes; Onygenales; Ajellomycetaceae
Product: leucine rich repeat protein
Exons: 4
Coding region: 831-4814 (1327 amino acids)
Source: RefSeq, a predicted model, not a curated record
UGGUAUUUCUGUAACUAAUAAUCGCGCAAGCCACGGCUUACCUUGGUAACCUUAUCAGGGCCACACAGCACCUUGGUUCGGAGGAUUGUUCAAACAAUGGAAUAGCGAUCAAUCGCCGAUCGACAUGCCGUUUGCCGGCAGUUUAUGCCAUGUGUUUGUUUGAUGACGAUGAGCAGGAGGACAGACGCUGCGUAGAGAAAAUAAUACGGCCUGCUUUGCUUAGUUAUAACAUCGUCCUAUUCUGCUCGGCUCGCAUCCAAGACAUUUUCCUUCCAACCUCGACUUCACCCCUCUCGUCGACAACUCACCCACCUGCGUUUCUUCUCUUCUUGCUUCUCCUUCUUCUCCUCAUAUUCCGUCUGCCGAUGUUAGAUCAAUGAAUCAUAUUUAGAUUGCCUCUUGAUGUGCACUGACACCACAUCCCGCAGCCACCUCAUCCGUCUGACUACUGCAUAAGAAUCCACCGCCCUCCAUUCUACGGUGUUACUGGACGCCAUUCGAUCGGUGACAGGUCGCCCUUUUCGGCAUGGCAUCUCAGCCAGCCAGCUUGUUGUUGAUCGGCUGAUCUGGAUGAGCUAGUAGUAAUAGCGUCGUUCGAUAAUACGUUCUCCAGACGAUAGUGUAUCCAGAAGGCUGAGGGGCUUGGAAGCACAAGCUCCGCUUGUUUUUGGCUCUAUCAAUUUCUGUAUCCUCUAUCGGUCAGCCUCCAAUCACUGAUUCCCUUGAGUUGCACUUGUGCUCUUCUUUCUACCCAAUCUGGAUCUCCGCGAGGUUCUGUUAUUCGGCGUUUCCUCUUGGUUGGGACUACUCUUUCUUCCCUCGCUACCACGAUGGCGGAGAGAUCUAAUAAUAAUAAGGCCCAGCGGAGGAAGAGCUUAAGUUUCUUUAGCCGGACUGGAUUACUGGGUUCUGGCUUUGCUGGCCCAGCCAAAACCCCGCGCGGACACGAUCGAUCUGUUUCCGAUGGCUGGUAUGAGACAGCACACCGCUCAGAUUUGCAGCCGCCAAGGGUGCAGCAAAGGUUGCGGAAGAACAGCGGGCGACCCUACAGUAGCGGCUCCCUGUUUGUCACGGAAAACUUCGCCUUCCAGUCCACAGAUGAGUUCACCAAUACGCGGUCGAAAUCCUCUCAGAAAUCCAUGCGAAAAUCCGUGUUUGGGUCCUUGCGCUCGCUGGGCUCAAUCGAUGACGACCAGCGCUCGACAAGAGCCCGUUCCAAAGCGUCCUCGGGCGACGAAGAAGACCUUGCUACAAGCUUGGCCACCCUGAAAUCCCUCCUGGGCAACCAAGUCCUACACCAUGGCGAAGUCCAAACAACAGGCGGCAUGUGGCGGAAGAAGAGUCAGUACCUAGUACUAACGGAUACGCAUUUGGUACGGUUCAAGAGCCAGUCAAAGGCGGGAGAGCUUUUCCCCUCAAUCCCGGCUUCGUGGGGUCGAAAUUCUCUGGCUUCAACAUCCACGAAUCGACAUUCAAUGGUUUCGAUUGCUUCCUUUCAAGACCCACAGCUGGCGACCUAUUCGGACCUUGCGUCGGGAAUACCAUUGAGCUCUAUAGUGGCUGUCUACAAGCUUGAUGAUGGACGACCUUACUUUUCAAUUGAGGUCUGUCAUAUGGAUGAACGAUCCCCCAAACCAUCGUCGUUGCAGCUGCAGCUUAAUGACCCGGAGGAAUCUGGACUAUGGCUAGCGGGUAUCCGUGCAGCAGCAGAGCAAGCCCGAGCUAUAGACCCUCCGAUGUUUGACCAAAAAUCUGUGGAAUACGUUGCGAGAGCCCUCGAACUUGAACGAGACUAUGACCCAGAUUGUUUCCGAAUGUACAAGGUCGUGCAACGCGUGUCGGCCAAGUCUAGUAGUAGAUCAUCGAAUGACGAUCUCGCGAAGCUUACUUCGAAUGUGUGUUAUCUGGCUAUCGGCGUCCAUAAAAUCCAUUUAAUACCUCUGCCAAAGUCAUCCAAUCGGGGCUCCGUCGCCUCUCUAACCGAGUUGGAUAUGAACAUGUCAUUUGGGUUGAUGACGUUGGCGUCCCUAUCGAUGCAACGAGGCGACGAUGCCUUCCAGCUAGUCUUCCGUGUCCCACUCCGUCAUCCUUUCGGCUUGUAUCUUUCGUCAUCGUUCUCGAGCGAGAUCGCUGUUCUGAUACGACAGAGAGCGGAAUGGCUUAGGCCCGAAUGGCUCCAGCAACCUUUCGCCUUCAACGUUCCUCAACAUAUAGAAGAUCAAAUCACUCCAUUAAUGUACGUGGACCAAGAUCAUGGUGGGUUCGACCGCACUCUUACUGCUUAUUGCGCCGCCUACGAUAUCGACACCUCAAACAUACGUUAUACAAUCGACUACGCCUGUGAUGAUGCUCCAUGCUUCCGUUUACUACAGCCCGCAAACGGCAAGGACCGCCGCAAGUACUCCGCCUUAGAACUUCUUGCUGUUAUGCGCUCGCUACGGUAUAAUGAGUCCUUCGUUACAAUCUCGUUCAUGGAUAUCAAUUUAGACGUUCUUCAUAGUAUACGCGACCCCUGUGGAAUUGAUAUAGAUGCUGCAACAACCCGUUCCAACCUUGCUAUUCGACUACCUGGCCAAGAGAAUAUGUCUAUCUUGUCCCAGGAAAUUCGCGCCCUAUGUCUGAAGAAUAAACGUCUUAGAAAGCUAGAUUUCUCGUUUUGUCUAACUAGGCAGCCAUCCUCGAGCAGGGGGGUGCUUGAUCCGGGUUGCGGAAUUCCGGAGGCGAUAUUCCCCCUUUGUCGACGCCAGCUAACGAACGUGGAUUGGGUCGUAUUAAAUGGAAUCAAACUCGGCGACUCGGACCUAGAUUAUCUGGUUGAUGCUGCGUCACAGAAAUCAUCCCACCUCCGUGCCCUUGAGAUCAGCCAUUGCGGCCUAUCAAUUCAUGAUCUAGACCUCAUUCUUUCUACAUUCACUGCUCAGGAGAACACUCUGGAGUCCAUUGAUAUCUCCGGUGUUCAGGGUAGAUUAAGCCCAGAACUAUUCCAGCAGCAAAUAGGCUAUUUUGCACACAUCCGAAAGAUAAACCUGACCCACAUUUCAAGAACAACCGGACCGGAACCUCUAAUAGCUCCAGAAACACUACUAAAUUGGCGACUCGAAGAGUUGUCCCUGAGUCACACAGCGGUUAAUGAACAAACUGUGGAUUCGAUCGCAGCAUACCUGGCAAGCUCCAAAUCAAGUACACUUCGAAAUUUAAAGCUCGACCAAUGUGGCCUUACAGGAAAAGACGUUGCUGUGUUUCUCCAUUCUAUGACCAGUGAUUCAGGCAAACCACGAAACAUCCAUCUUCACGUCAGCGAGAAUCGCCUUCAUUUGGACUACUCCCUCCUAGUUACCGCGAUUGCGAACAAUAAGACUCCAACUCAUCUGACUAUGAGAAUGAUGGAAUUUCAAAAAGAAGACCACUUCCGGCAAUUAGUUGAUGCCGUGAGGAAAAACACAACAUUAAAGUAUCUCGACAUAUCGAAGGCGUCUCUGCCAUAUGAUGCUGGCCCGGAAACGUGCAAGGCGCUCCAACUAAUGUUCGAAGAAAAUACCACAAUCGAGGAAUUAGAUAUCAGCGGUGAAUAUGCCCACCUAGACGUUGCUAGGUUUGGUAUUGGUUUAAACCUUGCCUUGACUGGGCUGAAGAAGAACACUUCGCUGAGGGUACUGAAGAUUGAACAUCAGAGACUGGGGCUUCAAGGGGCUAAUACACUUGCUUCUGUGUUAGAGGAAAAUGGAACCCUCUUUGAAGUUUACUGUGAUAAUAAUGAAAUUAAUCUCCAGUCAUUUACCGUACUAGUUAAUGGCCUACAGAAAAACAAGAAGCUUCUGCAUCUUCCCGCAAUGGUACGGGACAGAGAGCAAUGUCUAGAACGGGUUCGUCGUGAAAUCGAAUCCGUGAGCCAGAACGUUUCAAACUCCGGCGGGUCUAAAGCAACUACUAUCCGCAAAACUCUCCAGGCCGCUGUCUCUGGGGGAGGUACAAGCUCGGGUAACAAGUUGGCAAAAGCAGCACCGGCAUCGCUACAACAGGGGAAUCCUCAUACAGCCACAGUCUCCUCGCCGUUAGCCUCAUCCGCGCCUAUUCUAGCUAGCUCAACCACCCCACCCCACUUCAUCCGGCAUGAUGUGCAAGCCGUGCUUCAAUCGCUAAGCCAGAAAUGGGAUAUUGAAGUACAACGCCUCCAACGGUAUCUAGUCCGGAACUACAAUCUGGCCCAUGGUCUUAUCGAUGAAUACAGUAACGGCACCGACGACGAUGCGAUGAGCGAUGGCCGGCCGACUACGGCAGCCAGCCUUGGUACAUUCCUCAACCAGCUCUCGUUUGAUGAGACCAAUCCAACCCGAAGUGAAGAACCAUUACCUUAUGAAACCCGAACUGCAGAGCAAAAUUCCGAGCUUGAAAACGGCAACGAUGACGAAAAGCUUACCAUCCAAAGCGCCAAGACUGAUGAGCAAUCAUCCACACCCGAUCCUUCUCACACCCGCUCUUCCCGCCCUCCCCUCCUCAAAUACCACACAUCUAGCGGCCUACAAACAUCUUCCACAAACUCCUGCCCCACCCCGCCCCUCCCACGCCUUGCCAUCCCAGCGACUGCAGGUAACAGCAUCCGCACAAGCAAGAGUAAUAGCAACUUGAGCGCCAGCACAUCCACUAGCACAUCAACCGGCACAGGCACCCGGUUAUCCGAAACUGCUUCCUCGCUACGCGGAUUGCUUCUGGCGCGAUCAGCGGAGCGACGGGAGCAAAAGAAUGAUAAGGGGCCUAUCCUAACCUUCAACCAGCCACCUAGGCUUGAUUGGAGGUUACCUGACUUGGAAAUGUGAAACACUUAAAUAUUUGCUAAUUAUAUUUUAUCGUUUUUCUUGCUCGUUUCCCCUCUAUUUUAUUUUCCGCUGGGAAUGAUUGUAUUGCUUCUUUCACUUCUUUCACUUCUUUUGCCUUUUUUCUCUUUGUUAUUAGCGAUUCAUUUUCUGGGGCCGGUUCUCCCUGGCAGGCAUGUCUUGUUUUGGUAUUGUGUCUCUGUUCGUCUAUCUACUUUAUUAUUUAUUUAUUUUAUUUUAUUUUAUUUAUUUAUUUCUUUCUUUCUUUCUUUUCAUCUACGGGUUAGUAGGUCUCAGGGGGGGGGCUAGUUGAUUUUUCGCUUUGUUUAUUAUGCUUUCGUCUCCCACAUUCAAACCCCUCGUCAUAUACAUAUCGCUUAUAUACAUUACAUACUUUGCGCCUUUUUCUUCUCUCUACUGGUUUUCUUCUCCCUUCUAUCUGAUCUUCUGUUCCGCUUCAUUUGCUUUUCAAACCUUCCAACAGGCCGUUGCAAAUAGCCUGGUAUCAUUUGGCUCAUGGAGAGUCGUGGGUAUAUCCGAUUUGAUGACAGCAAAAAUGUUGGAAGGGGACAUCAAUGGGUAAAUUUGAGGCUCGUAUGACCCUAUCACUGAUUAUUUGGCAACUUGCCCUUUCAUGUGGUAUUUUCUGUUGGAAAUAUCAAUUUUCUUUGAGAAGGAAAAAAAUAAAAAUAAAAAUAAAAAUAAAAUAAAAAAAAAAAGAGCUUGAAACGCCCAUGAUGACAGCUAUUUUAGUUGGAUCGUAUUGUUCUCUUGCUCCUGUCCCGAUUUUUAUAUUAGCGAUGGACGGGCCUGUCAAAAUAAUAACGAUUGAAGUGCUGCUACGUUGAAAAUUUUCUCUAAACGUAUACCAAGCUUAUUCUAUUGACUUGAAUUAUAGAUACGGCUAAUGCAUGUUAAUGCCAUUGUUUUUCCUCCUGAAUAGCAUCUGAUGUUCAGCUUUGUCUCAUCAAUGUGAAUUCUCUUUCAAUCUCUAUGCAUCUUCCUUCUCAUUCAUGAAAAAGUGUGGGGUGAGCAGAUACCAGAAAUAUUAGAUAACAAAUAUGUAUUUUAUAUUAG